Ictidomys tridecemlineatus (thirteen-lined ground squirrel) is the source of this 2689-nucleotide messenger RNA. NCBI's taxonomy places the organism in Eukaryota, Metazoa, Chordata, Mammalia, Rodentia, Sciuridae. The record is from RefSeq and is a predicted model, not a curated record.
GGCAAAGAGGAAGAAAUUUGUUUCUAUGCCAUGGCAAGUCUCAAAAAACUUAAUUCUUGAAAACAGACAGUAUAGACUAUCUAUGUCUAAAGUCACAGGUAGAAAGGAUAAUGGAAACCAUUUAUUCUACUGGCCUGCAGUUGUGAUGGUUCAACCCUGACAAUUCCUUGAUGACCAACACAGUGCAAUGACCAUUUCAGAUGAAGGAGCACACCAACUACAAAUUCAAUCUUGUCUUUAUCUCAUAUGGACCAAUAACUCUGUAAUAGUGAUUUCUUUAUCACUAGAAUUUAAGAACCAUCAAAUAUGAAGAUAUUUUUAUUGCUACAUUGGCUUGGGGUAUUUCAGUUCUAUCUUGGAUUCACCCAGGCUGAGCACCCCCAAUAUCACAGCCCCCCAGAGGUAGUGAUUCCUUUGAAGGUAACUGGCACUACUAAAGGAUUGAAGCAGGCAGGUUGGCUCUCUUAUAGCCUGAAUUUUGGGAGCCAGAGACACAUUAUCCAUAUCAAGGCCAAGAAACACUUGCUGUCCAAACACCUACCAGUGUUCACCUACACAGCCCAAGGUUCUCUAUUUGAGGAUCAACCUUUUAUCCAGAAUGACUGCUAUUAUCAUGGUUAUGUGGAGGGGGACCCAGAAUCCCUGGUUUCCCUCAGUGCUUGUUCUGGAGGUUUUCAAGGAAUGUUACAGAUAAACAACAUUGCUUAUGAAAUCAUGCCCAAGGAGUUUUCCACUACAUUUGAACAUCUCGUUUAUAAAAUGGACAAUGAGGAGACAGAAUUCCUAACACGGAGAUCGGGCUUUAUGCAAGAUGAAAUAGCAUGCAAACUAGACUUUCAAGAGAUUCAUAAUUUCACUCUGAAGCAGAAUUCUUAUGUGAGAUGGUGGACUGAUGUGUGGUAUGUUAGAUUAGCAGUGGUAGUGGAUCAUACCCUAUACCUUCAUUUUCAAAGUAAUAUAUCCAAGAUACAGGAGCAAAUAUUUAUUAUUACAAACGUAGUGGAUUCCAUUUAUGACGAUAUAGAUGUUAAUGUAUUAUUACUUGGUAUUGAGGUCUGGACUGAAGUAAACUAUAUUGUAGUAGAUGACAUACAGAAAUCUCUGUCAGCAUUUAGUCAAUGGAAGGCAAAAAGCCUUUCUCCUCAUCUAUCACAUGAUGCUGUGCAUCUUUACAUAAACUCAAGAUUAGGUGGACAACCUGGUAAAGCCUACAUGCAUGGUAUAUGUACAAAGAGAUACAACUGUAUAAUUGCUACUCACCUAAACAAAUCCUUGAAUGAGUUUGCAAUCAAUGCAGCCCAUGAGCUAGGUCAUCUUUUAGGUAUGUUUCAUGAUGCUGAUAUAUGUGAAUGUGGGCAAAAGUCAUGUAUAAUGGGUCAGGAUAAGGAUUUUGCAACAAAGUUCAGCAACUGCAGUUAUUCUGAGUUUUGGAAAAUGACUGUACAAAACCAAAACUGUGCACGCAACUAAGUUCAGACAAAAGAUAUGUCAAAGCGCUGUGGGAAUGGAAUUGUUGAAGAAGAAGAGGAGUGUGACUGUGGACCUUUACAAUAUUGUGCAAAAGAUGCCUGCUGUCUCUCAAACUGUACUCUGAGUGAGGGGUCUACUUGUGCUUUUGGACUUUGUUGCAAAGACUGCAUGUUCUUGCCUGCAGGUGAAGUGUGUAGAAAACAGAUCAAUGAAUGUGAUCUUCCAGAGUGGUGCAAUGGGACAUCCCAUAAAUGUCCAGAGGAUGUACAUAUGCAAGACGGAAAUCUCUGUAACCACAGGGCCUACUGUCAUGAUAAAAGAUGCAAUGACCGCAAUAAACAGUGCAAGGAUAUUUUUGGCCACACAGCAAUGAAUGCAAAUUUGAAUUGUUAUGAGAAAAUGAAUACUCGAGGGGACCGCUUUGGUCACUGUGGCACGCAUCGAUCUACAUACAUAAAAUGUAACAUUCCAGACAUCCUGUGUGGGAGACUUCAGUGUGAGAACGUGACUCUAAUUCCCUCUUUGGGAGACCAUUCUAGUGUGCACAGGACUCAGUUCAAUGGCAUCACCUGCUGGGGAACUGACUUUCAUUUGGGGAUGUCCAUACCUGAUAUUGGUGAAGUGAAAGAUGGCACAGAAUGUGGUCCGGAACGUAUCUGCUUGCAUAGAAAGUGUGUCCCUAUGUCUCAUUUAAAAAGUGAUUGUUCGGUUAAGACCUGUAACAUGAGGGGUAUCUGCAAUAGUAAACAUCAUUGCCAUUGCAAUGAUAACUGGGCCCCACCCGACUGCAAGGAAGAGGGUAGUGGAGGCAGUGUUGAUAGUGGCCCACCCCCUAAGAGAUAGGAAGGAAAACGUAUUCACCAAUCAAAAUGGGCCAUCAUUCUCUUAUGACCUUUUCUUAUGUUUCACUUUUUGGUUUUAUUACAUACAAAAAUAUAGAAGAAAAAAGAAAAAAAAUAUCCAGUCUUAUGAAACAACAAAGUAUUCAGACUCAACAAUAAGAAGAAAAACAAAUCUUGAGAUUAAAAUUGAAAAGAAUUUACAAAAUUUUCAGACUCGAUAUCAGAAAGAAAAAUGAAGUGUUGAAAUUAAAAAUAAGAGACACAAAAUGUUAACAGUCAAUAUGUGAAAGAAAAAAAACAUUCUUAAUCUUGGAAAAAAAUCAGUACUGAUUUCAAGAAGUGUAACCAAAUGGUAAUAAAAUUUCUGAAGAACUGAA